AGUAUAAAAUUUGUAUCUUAAGAUAACCUCUGUGGUACUUAAUCUGUCAGCUGACAGUGUCAAUGUCAGUUGUUAACUGUUGACAUGUUUAUACAACAACAGUGGGUGUUUUACCUGUUUUGUCUUCUAUGUUUCUCAAAAUGACUACAGAACGGACAGAAACAAUUGUACAUAAUGCAACGAAAACAUUCAAGUUCUCUUUCCCAACCUGCACCAAUGAAGAAUUACUAUUCAAACUGGAAGUACCGGUUGAGAUCCCUUACGAUGGAUCUCCGCGCGAGCUGGUACAGCGCGUUAUAAAUAUGUUUCACAUACCCGUAUAUUUAGAAGAUGAGUUAAAUGAAAAACUGGCUCAGUUCAUCGGCGAUGAGACGCGCGAGUUCCACAACAGUCGGGACGCGAAGCUGCUCGACCAGCUAAAGAACAGCGAGCUGAAUGUGGACGGCAUCGUCAAGCAGUGGGAGAAACUCUUCAAAGAGAAUGUGGUGGAAUUUGCUGAACAGAAGGGAACUUCGGAUGAGGAGGUUUUUGCUGCAGCAUACCACAAGUUAGUCCACUCACCUGCAUUGGACACCAUCCUGCAGGUGGAGAACUCUUAUGCCAAAACUGUCUCCAACAUGAUGCAGAGCCGCGAUGAGGACAUCAACAAACUUACAGAAAGACAAACAGAGGAGAUGGAAGAGAAGAUGCGGCUGCUGAACGUGAGCACUACGGAGGAGGAGAUCAACGAGACGGCUGCGCGGCAGUUCGAGGCUCAGAGCGUGGCGGCGGCGCGCUGGGAGUCGCAGCUGGACGCGCUCCGGCACACGCAGCGCGCCGCACACCGCGCCUGGCUCAUGGCCGCGCUCGACCACUACCAGGGCCAGGCAGAACUCGCCACGCCCAGCAACUCCCCGCUGACGACGUUCCCACCGGAGGCGGGAGAAUUGGUCGGGUCCGGCGGGCUGGGAGAGCCGCGCCCUCAGCUCGAGGAGAGCUUCACCAUACACCUGGGCAGCCAGCUGAAGCAGACUCACAACAUCCGCCUCGUGGCCGCCGACAUGCUCGACCUCUGCGCACUCAACCACCACGACAACGGCGCGGCGGCGCGGCUGCAGCCCGCGCUGGCGCUGUACUCGGGCGAGCUGACAGGCGCGGUGGUGCUGUGCGAGGCGGGACCGGCGGGCACGGGGGAGCCGCCGCAGCGCCUGCUGCGCCUGGCCGCCGCCGCCACCGAGCACCACUUCGACGACAUCAACCGACAGCUGCGGCACAUCGCGGAAGCAAUACGCGCGCCUGUAACUACAUUAACCAACCUAGUGCCUUCCACCACGACAUGGAUGAACAACACCCGUUUGUGUGUGAUGUCCGGCAGGCGGAGCAGCGCAACGCCCGGCGCGCGCAGCAGGCUGCGGCCGGGCGACGUGCUGGUGACGCGGCACAGCAACCUCGACACGCACGUCAUCUUCCACCUGGUGGUCGACGACUCCCUCAAGGCAGACAUAACGUCGAGGCACCCGGCCAUCCUCGGCCUGCGCAACAUCCUGAAGGCGGCGUGCUGCAACGACGUGACCACCAUCUCCCUGCCGCUGCUGCUGCGCAACGAGAUCACUGAGGAGAUGACGGCGGCGUGGUGCGUGCGUCGCGCGGAGCUGGUGCUCAAGUGCGUGAAGGGGUUCGUGCUGGAGGCGGCGGGCGGGGGCGGGGCGGAGCUGCGCACGCUGCACGCCGCGCUGCCGCCGCACGCGCCCGACCUCUUCGCCGCCGUGCAGUCGCUGCUGCCGAGCGUGUUCCGCGUGGCGGGCCCGCUGCGUGCGCCGCGCCGCGCCGCCCCGCUCUGACACUCACCAUUGCCUCGCUUUGUUCCGCAACAACGCCAAGGAUGAAUCUCCUCUGUCGUAACAUAUUGCGAUCCCUUUCGUUCUCGUUGAAUAAAACAGAGGCAGCAAUCGUGUUAGUACACAAGUGCAGCUGCAACAGGGAUUUAGACAUGCGUACAUUCCUCUCGGUGACAUGUGCUGAUCUCGUACCGUAAUUUUUCUCCAUUCUUUAUAAUUAAGUUGUAAAAAAAUAAACAUAUUAUAUGUUUGGAAGCUUGUAUAUAGACAAGUUCACUGGGGAAAGUUUCGUAGCGACUACCGUAAUACUUAUUUAUAUAUUACUAUCAUAUACUAAUUAUCUAAUUUAUAUUGUACAUUAUAUGGAAU
Molecule: messenger RNA, 2186 nt
Organism: Papilio xuthus (Asian swallowtail)
Lineage: Eukaryota; Metazoa; Arthropoda; Insecta; Lepidoptera; Papilionidae
Product: protein C12orf4 homolog
Exons: 10
Coding region: 129-1820 (563 amino acids)
Cellular component (GO): cytoplasm
Source: RefSeq, a predicted model, not a curated record